This is a messenger RNA of Ixodes scapularis (black-legged tick), 1629 nucleotides long. RefSeq lists its product as uncharacterized. The transcript is spliced from 6 exons. Lineage: Eukaryota; Metazoa; Arthropoda; Arachnida; Ixodida; Ixodidae. Bases 1 to 1107 code for a protein of 368 amino acids. The record is from RefSeq and is a predicted model, not a curated record.
AUGGCGUCUACCCGCGGCGCCGUUAACGUGGCGGCUUCCCUUCAGCCGCCUCGGUUGGAGCACGACCCCGUGGAAGACGUCGUCCGCGUCACGUGGUCUCCGCCCCGGGACGCCAAAGGUCGCCCAUUGGUCGGAGCCCUCGUCUAUGUGGUGAUGCUCAGGGGACUGCUGCACCAGGACCGCUGGCAGGAGGUCGCCCAGACCUCGUACCUCAACGCGAGCGUGAGUCGGAGCCAGCUGAAGCAGUCGUCCCAGCUCAAGCUUCUGGCCAUGGGCCCAGAGGGACCCGCGGCUCAGACCCUGUCACCCGUGGACCUAGACGCGGGGUCCCAGGGGCUGCUGACUCAGGACGACGCGCGCGGACACGGAGAACCCCGAACGUGGACGCCUCGCCUGGUCAGCCUUCGCUGGCUGAGGUCCUCGGUCGAGGCUAUGGUCACGUGGGACGGCGCAUCCUACAGGGCGUCUGACGCGACGCCGGCAAAGUUCGAGGUGAUGUGGAAGAUUCUGGACGGCUCGAUGGACGUGACGGGCCGGCAGUACACCUCCCACGACGUGGCCACACUCACGCUGUGGCCCGAGGCCACCUACGCCGUGACGGUGCAGCGCUUCGGGAGUUCCGAGUCGCCCGACUCCGUCAGCCAGGCCCUGGUCAUCGACACCCACGGGCUGCAGCCGGAGCCCAGACCACUCCUGCAGGAAUGCCCAGGAUGCGUCCGCUUCGAGGUCGUGGCGGGAUGUGCGGCCGCCCUGUGUCUGCUCGUCGUGGCUUGCGUCGGCGUUCUGCUCGUCGGCAAGCUCCGCAGGUCACCCAGACGACACAGCCAAAGACCCAACUCCAUCACAGUUUCCACGCGGGGCGUGAAAGGUGUACCCGAGAAAGCGGCCCAUCGACUGGACAUGCAUUCGAUCAAGGCCUCUUCAAGGUUAGACUUCCCGGGGGGCUGCGCAGUCCACGAGCCGAUGCGCCACCAAGUGGUGCAGACCAGCGGCCCCAUCAGCCCCGUCGGCGAAUCGAGAGAAGACCUACUCGACGAGGACUCCAGCCAGUCUAACUACUUCGUGUUCGACCUCAACUCUUCGACGUGCAACGCGCCGAGGGUUUGAGUACGCGUGCUCAGUGCUUCGCAUCUCGAUCAACAUGGUUGUGGCUCUAUACGCUAGCGGUGCUCAAAUGGUUUCUCUGCCAAAGAACAAGUUUCGAGGGUUUCUCCGCUCCAACGACUCGCAUCAAAGUGCAAUCUCAGAGGAUGCUCAGCAAACACUGAUUUGUCUGCUGUGCCUACAGGAAGCUCGUCUCAACUGCUGAACUUAUAUAUCUCUAGGAAUGAGUGUUCUUAACCUGCGGAUUCCUCGAGUGACAUUCGCUGACCAUCUAAGUGUGCAAGUUUAGAGUUCUCGAAUGACAAUCUGAGUCUUGCUCCAUUGUGACGACAUGAUUUCGCCCUGUUUUCGCUGAUGUUGGACAAAAUGUCCGUUGAGCCGGAGACUGGAGUUUUUGCGAUUAUGAACGAACUUCAUCGAAGUCCCCGCAGAAAACCCGCGGAGAAUUCCUGGUGCAUCAGUAUAUUCACAGAAGGUGACUGGGUUCCCAUGUGAAACAUUAGCGUUACUAGGAGGUCUGUCCUG